CGACUGCCAGUUCGGUCCGCCUUGAGCUGCCAUUUGGCCGAGCGAAGUGGGAACGACGCUCUGGGUCGACAUAGAGACGAUACCGUAGUUUUGUUUCCACCCGCUCUCCUGGUACCGACAAGUACCCUGCCAACAUGCUCGCAGUCGCAGAUGGCCCCCGACUCCCUAACCCCACUACCCACACAUCAUGCCCCCGCUCGCAGAGCAAACGUCUGCGGAGGGCGUGCAGGUCCCAGACCAGGGCACCGAAAACAAAAAAUAUGAGUCUCCGGUCGUCCGUAGCGCACGUGCAGUGUUUCGCCAUGUCAAACACCAUGUGGGGGUCGGUAUCGUCUGUUCCGUGGCGUACUUCGAUCCGGGUAACUGGAGCGUUGAUCUCCAGGCCGGAUCUGAGUUUGGGUACAGACCUUUACUCUUCGUUGUCCUCUUGGCGGGACUUGGGGCCAUUAUCUUGCAGUCCCUGGCCUGCAAACUGGGAUGCGUAACGGGCGUCGAUUUAGCCACACACUGCCGCCUGCUCCUUCACGACCGUCCCAAGCACCGAAGGCUAAUCCGAUAUGCAGCGCUCUAUCCGCUGUAUAUCCUCUGUGAGAUUGCUAUCGUUUGCACUGACUUGGCCGAAUUGUUGGGAUCUGCCAUUGGUCUCUGCAUGCUGUUCCCUACGCUCCCGCUAUGGGCCGGCGUGCUUGUUACCGCGGGAGACGUCUUGAUUUUCCUCGUUGUGGGAGGACCGUCACGAUACGGCAAGCCAGCCAAGGUGUUCGAAGCCACGAUCAUGUUACUAGUCCUUGCGGUCUUCGCCUGUUUCGUCUUAUUGCUAGUCAAGGUUCAUCCCAACUGGCCUCAAGCGUUCCUUGGCUUCGUACCGUCGGCAGAGCUCUUCGAUACGCACACUGAUGCAUUAUAUACAGCUGUGGGCAUCCUAGGCGCAACAGUUAUGCCUCAUGCACUGUUCUUGGGUUCCUUCAUGGCAACGCAAGAUAGAGUGGGGAUUGCCGCCCCUUCACUGCCUCCUCCAGCAUUAUCACCGGAGAUGUCCAAUCCGGACGCUCUUUCGCGGGACUACCGGAUGAAAUAUGACAGGGAAAACAAUGGUGUCGACUUCAUUCGAGCACACCUGAAACACGGUAUCGUCGACAUAGUCGCCAGUUUGCUGGGUGUUGCCGUCCCUAUCAAUGCAGCGAUACUCGUGGUAGCCGCCGCCGUAUUCUUCGCGGGCGGCACAGGAUCUAUGGUCCCUGCAGGGCUGUUCGAUGCUUACGACCUGAUAGUACAGCGCGUCGGCCAUGCCGCUGGUAUCAUCUUUGCGCUGGCACUUCUCAGCUCGGGACAGUCGUCUAGCAUCACGGCGACGCUUGCCGGCCAAGUGGUCUCCGAGGGCUUCAUCGAAUGGAGGAUCUCACCAUUCCUUCGGCGUCUCAUUACGCGCCUCAUAGGCCUCGUGCCCUCCAUGGUCGUCGCCAUCGCCGUCGGGCGGCCCGGCAUCAACAUGCUGUUGGUGGCAUCACAGGUCGCGCUGUCUAUCGUCCUGCCGUUCGUCGCCUUCCCGCUCAUCUGGCUGACGUCCUCGAAAUCUGUCAUGCGCGUCAAGAAGCCGCGCCGGCGCGGGGAGGCAGGGCUUCCCCACUCGGACGUCUCGUCCGCGGUGGCGACCGCGCCUCGCGACGUGGAGCUCACGCUGGACGAGAGAUUGUCGGUGGGUGAGAUCCAGCAGGUCGAUGCUGUUGCUCCAGAGGAGAAGGCAGAGGAGGUGCAGUUCGAAACCGCCGGCGUGUCUCACGACGAGGAUGACUGCAUCGAUUUCAGCAACGGAUGGCUGCUUACGACAGUAGCGUCUGUCGUAUUUGUCAUCGUCCUCGCCGCCAAUUUGUACGUGAUCGUCAUUCUUGGAUUAGGUAGAGAGUGAUGCGUGAGGUCCCAGAACUAGACAACUCUCUGUACUUGUAUCAGGCAAAUUCUGUACCAGUU
Molecule: messenger RNA, 1968 nt
Organism: Phanerochaete carnosa HHB-10118-sp
Lineage: Eukaryota; Fungi; Basidiomycota; Agaricomycetes; Polyporales; Phanerochaetaceae
Exons: 11
Coding region: 188-1906 (572 amino acids)
Biological process (GO): intracellular manganese ion homeostasis; iron ion transport
Cellular component (GO): membrane
Molecular function (GO): manganese ion transmembrane transporter activity; cadmium ion transmembrane transporter activity
Source: RefSeq, a predicted model, not a curated record